Molecule: messenger RNA, 2460 nt
Organism: Lotus japonicus
Lineage: Eukaryota; Viridiplantae; Streptophyta; Magnoliopsida; Fabales; Fabaceae
Product: LEAF RUST 10 DISEASE-RESISTANCE LOCUS RECEPTOR-LIKE PROTEIN KINASE-like 2.4
Exons: 3
Coding region: 452-2320 (622 amino acids)
Biological process (GO): protein phosphorylation
Molecular function (GO): ATP binding; protein kinase activity
Source: RefSeq, a predicted model, not a curated record
ACUAUAAAUGUUUAAUUAAGUUGUUUACUGAAACGCACCCUAAAUACAUGCGUGUGAUGUGGUGUGAAAAAUGCGAGAAUGCAGGAAUAGCAUAAUAUCCAUAACCUAUCUUCUUGUAGAAUAUGAAUAUCUUCAUGUAAACGUCCCAUUUCAAAAGCCCAAGUCAAGGCUGUAGGGGUUCACUUCACCUUGUUUUUUCCGAGGCUAAGUCUAGGUCUUCUCCAGUCAUUGUCCAAAUGAACAAGUAGUGUCAUGAAGACUGGGCAAGAUAACUGAGGAAGUCUCCACUUCUUGUCCUGAUGACUAUAGAGAGUACUUUAUAAUUAAUUGUAGAAGGAUUUCCAAUUGUAAAUGGUACUCCAUUAGAUCAACUAAGAAUAAUACUGCAUUAGAUCAUUAUAAUAUUUUUUAGCUGAUAAACGUACUUACAAUUGGGUCUGAGUGAUUCAGGAUGACCAGAGUUUAUGAAUUUCUGUUUCUUUUGUUUGCUCACCUUAUUAUGCUUCUCUUGGUGGGUGUUGAUGGGAAUGAGUACCAAGGAGAGUGUCCACCUUCAUUUAGCUGUGGAUAUCUUGGCAAUAUCAGUUUCCCCUUCACUAAAACAGAACGCCAGGACUGUGGCUUUUUGCCCAUACCCAAUUGUGAUGAUCCAAUGAUCCAAUUACAGAAUCAAGGAAAAUUGUUUACUGUUUUAGGCGUUUCUCACUCUCAGACUAGUCCUACCGCAACAACUGUUCAUCUUAGAGACAACCAUCUCUACACACUUCUGGAGUCCAGGAAUUGUGAAGCCUUCAGGGAUAAUUACACUCUUCCUCCCACCUCUCACUUUGCUUCUUUUCAUAUCCGUUACAAUGUAACCAUGUUCAGAUGCAACCGCACACUCCAUGUCAGCCCGCCAAAAUACGUGCAUAAAUAUACAAAGUGCCAUGACUACGAUCUCUUUUACAGUUACAACAUCACUGCUGAAAAUUCUUUGGCAGCAUGUACGAAGGUUCAGCUUCCAAUUAAAGACGUCCCUGACUCUGGAGACCCUUUUACAUUCGUGACCGCUGAUAUCUUCACCGAAGUAAAAUUAACAGAAGAGUGUGCAAAUUGUCACUACCACCAUAGAGGGCAGUGUCAACUUGACAGCAGAGACAGAUUUUACUGUGCCAACAGUUCUGACAAAACUGGAAAAAAGGUGCUGAUAGUCACAACAGUGGCCUUGGUGGGCGUUGGAGUUGCAGUGUUGGCUGUCUUGGCUUGUUGCUUCAAGACAAAGAUCAUUCCUUCCCCAUCUCUUUUGUUUUGGAAGGAGAAUCCAACCAAUCAGAUUAUUGAGAAGUUUUUUAAGGAACAUGGUCCCCUUCCAACAGCUAGGUAUAGUUAUUCAGAUGUCAAGAAAAUAACUUACUCUUUCAGAAACAAAUUAGGCCGAGGAGGGUUUGGAUGUGUUUACAAAGGGAAGUUAUGUGAUGGAAGUGCUGUUGCUGUCAAGAUUUUAAGUAAAUUGAAAGGUGACGGACAAGAAUUCAUCAAUGAAGUUGCAAGUAUCAGCAGGACUUCACAUGUCAACAUUGUUAGACUUCUGGGAUUCUGUUUAGAGGGUUCUGAAAAAGCUCUUAUUUACGAAUUUAUGCCUAAUGGAUCUCUUGAGAAGUUCAUUUAUGAAGAGAGAAAAUCAUUCAAGAGCGAUGACCAAUUGGAUUGCAAAACAUUGUUUGAUAUUGCAAUUGGUGUUGCGCGUGGAUUGGAGUACUUGCAUAGGGGUUGCAAUAGCAGGAUCUUGCAUUUUGACAUAAAACCUCACAACAUUUUGCUAGAUGAGAAUUUCAGUCCAAAAAUCUCAGAUUUUGGACUUGCAAAGAUCUGUUCAAGAGAUGAAAGCAUGGUAUCGAUAUUUGGUGCUAGGGGAACUGCAGGGUACAUUGCCCCAGAGGUGUUUUCCAGGAACUUUGGUGCAGUAUCACAUAAGUCAGAUGUUUACAGCUAUGGAAUGAUGGUCUUAGAAAUUGUGGGCAGGAGGAAAAAUAUUACCGAAGUGGAUCGUUCCAGUGAAAUAUAUUUUCCUCAUUGGAUUUACAAUCGUCUUGAAUCAAACAUGGAGCUUGGUCUGGUGAAUAUAAGAAGUGAAAAUGAUGAUGAAAUUGUGAGAAAGAUGACAAUAGUGGGCUUAUGGUGCAUACAAACCAAUCCUUCAACUCGACCACCCAUAAGCAAAGUAGUGGAGAUGCUGGAAGGCAGAGUUGAGUUGUUGGAAAUGCCACCCAAACCGUUUUUAUCUUCUCCUCCAACCUCUCCAAUCCAAUUGGCAUGUGAUAGCUUGAGUUCUAAGAUGUAGUUAUUUCUUGUAUUAUUCAUUUGCAACCAUAAUAGUCUUUUUCAUCUUUUGUCCUAACUCUGGUAAUUGAUGAGUAGAACUAGCUUAUAAGGAAGCAAUGACACCCAAAUAUUAUAUAGUAUAGAGUAUAUACAUUUCAG